AUGACCGUCACACAUAGCACAGUUGGGAUGUUUCAAAUUUGGGAUUAUGUGGUGUUUGCCUGUCUGUUUGUGGUGUCCUCGGGAAUAGGGGUCUUUUUCGCCGUGAAGGAGAGGAAGAAGGCCUCGUCCAGAGAGUUCCUGGUUGCGGGCCGGCAGAUGACCUGUGGCCCCGUGGCUCUGUCUCUCACCGCCAGCUUCAUGUCAGCCGUCACCGUGCUGGGAGCCCCUUCUGAUGUCUACCGCUUUGGGGCCUCCUACAUCCUGUUUGGGGUCGCUUACACCGCUGUGGUGGUGGCCACUGCUGAACUCUUUGUGCCUGUUUUUUACAGAUCAGGGAUCACAAGCACCUAUGAGUAUUUGGAGCUGCGGUUCUGCAGGCCGGUUCGUGUUGUUGCGACAUUGAUCUAUAUGGUGCAGACGAUUCUGUACACAGGAGUUGUGGUAUAUGCUCCUGCCCUCGCCCUCAAUCAAGUGACUGGCUUCAAUCUGUGGGGCUCCAUAUUUUCCACAGGGAUCGUGUGCACCUUCUACUGCACACUGGGAGGCCUGAAGGCAGUAGUUUGGACAGAUGCCUUUCAGAUGGUGGUGAUGGUGGUGGGCUUCCUUGUCGUGCUGAUCCAGGGGGGCAAGAGUGCUGGGGGACUGGAGGCAAUGUGGGAGACAGCUAAGGCAGGCGACAGACUCAAAGUGUUUGACUUUGACCCGGACCCCCUGAGGCGACACACCUUUUGGACUCUCUCCAUCGGUGGCACAUUCACGUGGCUUGGGGUCUAUGGCGUCAACCAGUCCACAGUUCAGAGGUGCAUCUCCUGCAAGACGGAGACCCAGGCCAGACUGGCUCUGUACCUCAACCUCCUGGGUCUGUUUGUCAUACUGUUUUGUGCCGUGCUGUCUGGCCUCAUGAUGUACGCUUUCUACGCCAGCUGUGAUCCCUGGACGGCACAGAUUGUUUCAGCCCCUGACCAGCUCAUGCCAUAUUUUGUGAUGGAAAUCCUGGGGAAGUUCCCAGGUCUUCCCGGACUGUUUGUAGCGUGUGCGUUCAGUGGAACUCUAAGUACUGUGGCUGCCAGUAUAAGCGCCCUCGCUACAGUGACCUAUGAGGACUUUGUCACGCCGUGGUGUGUGAAUCUCUCCAACGCAGCGAGCACCUGGACCAGCAAAGGACUGUGUGUGCUUUUUGGAGUGGCCUGUACUUCAAUGGCGGUGGUUGCAUCCUACAUGGGUGGAGUUGUGCAGGCGGCGCUGAGUAUCCAUGGGAUGUGUGGUGGUCCCAUGCUGGGAGUUUUUACGCUGGGUAUAAUCUGUCCCUGCACCAAUUCUAAGGGUGCUGCUGGAGGCUUGAUAGCAGGUAUUGCUUUGACCUUCUGGACCGGUAUUGGCUCCUUCAUCUAUCCUGCCCCGUCCAGUCACUCCAGGCCGCUGCCUCUCCUCACAGAGAGGUGCCCUCAGAGCAACUCAUCCAACACUUUUGGCACUGACACCCCACACUUGAAUCUCACCACUCUUUCGGCCAGGUCACCCUUGGCUGAUUCCUGGUACUCGCUGUCCUAUUUAUACCUCAGUGCCAUUGGAUUUAUGGCCACUGUGACUGUGGGCCUUCUGAUUACCUUCUUAACCGGACCCAACAGAGGCGAGGAUGUGAAGCCAUUGCUUAUCCGGCCAGUAUGCAACCUUUGUUGCUUCUGGUCAAAGAAGUACAAGGAAGUGUGCUGGUGUGGAGUCCAUCACGAUGAUGGAAAACAGGCUCUGGAGAGUUUAGACUUGGCCAUAAAACAUGAAAGCCAGCGUCACCAGCAGGACACAAACCAAAAAGUAGUCAGCAGAAAAGACACACCGACGAUAAUGGAGAACACUCAUAACGUGGAGGGAAAAUCCUACAGUAAUGCUGGGUUUGUCAUAGAAACACAAUCCUUUUAG
Messenger RNA from Myripristis murdjan (pinecone soldierfish), 1917 nucleotides. It is a transcript of the gene slc5a12, whose product is annotated as solute carrier family 5 member 12. Bases 1 to 1917 code for a protein of 638 amino acids. Gene Ontology annotation, cellular component: membrane; extracellular exosome. Lineage: Eukaryota; Metazoa; Chordata; Actinopteri; Holocentriformes; Holocentridae. Gene Ontology annotation, biological process: transmembrane transport; sodium ion transport. Gene Ontology annotation, molecular function: symporter activity. The record is from RefSeq and is a predicted model, not a curated record. The transcript has 15 exons.